UCUCUCUCUCUCUCUCUCUCUCUCUCUCUGUGUGUGUGUGUGUGUGUGUGUGUUUAGGCUAGCCUGGACUCUCUCAGCCUCACCUGCCAGACAACACCCAUUCCCUCCGCACCCUGCUGGCUCUAGUCUCUGGAAAGCUCCAUCUCCAACUUGGGCAGCCCAGACAAUGCCUCCCAACCUCACCGGCUACUACCGCUUUGUCUCCCAGAAGAACAUGGAAGACUACCUCCAAGCCCUAAACAUCGGCAUGGCUCUGCGGAAGAUAGCCCUGCUGCUCAAGCCAGACAAGGAAAUUGACCACCAGGGCAACCACAUGAUAGUGAAGACCCUCAGCACGUUCCACAACUACAUUCUGGAAUUCGAGGUGGGAGUUGAGUUUGAGGAGGAUCUAAGGAUCGUGGAUGGACGAAAAUGCCAGACCAUUGUAACCUGGGAGGAGGAGCAGUUGGUAUGUGUGCAGAAAGGGGAGGUCCCCAACCGAGGCUGGAGACACUGGCUGGAGGGAGAGAAGUUGUAUCUGGAGCUGACUGCAAGGGAUGCAGUGUGCGAGCAGGUCUUCAAGAAGGUCAAGUAGCCAGAGAGGCACUGAGGUGCCCCUCCAGACUGCACUGGUCCCCAGACUCCUCUUGCUCAUACCCCUUGAAGCCCAAAGUAUCCCAGGUCAGCAAUCCCUUCCUUGGGUCCCUCCUCCCCCCUCCCCAUGUUAAUCUAUAACUUGCAGCCCCCGGGCCAAAGUCCUUUUCCUCACACUCCAUUACCCAACUAUGGCCUCAGAUCCAAUUCCUGGUGUAGCCUCCUGGAUGAAAGAACCAGGCAAAGGGGGAAGACCCCUCGAGAACAAGGAUCUCAACUGUCUUUAGUUCAUGUGGUCCCUUAUCUUCCAUCUAAGAAAGAACUGAGCUUGGAGCAUUUGGGGACAAGUGAGAAUUCAGUCCUGGUAGAACUUUUGGAAAACUGACCGGGGUUCAAGAAUUUAAACAGGAACUACUGGUAGAA
Molecule: messenger RNA, 996 nt
Organism: Mustela lutreola (European mink)
Lineage: Eukaryota; Metazoa; Chordata; Mammalia; Carnivora; Mustelidae
Gene: RBP5
Product: retinol binding protein 5
Exons: 4
Coding region: 167-574 (135 amino acids)
Biological process (GO): fatty acid transport
Cellular component (GO): nucleus; cytosol
Molecular function (GO): fatty acid binding
Source: RefSeq, a predicted model, not a curated record